AUGGCUCUCAAAUUCCGGCGCGACGGCGGCGAAGCGGCGGGCCUCCGCCUCCAGCACGUGGAUCCGCUCCAGGAAAGCGCGGAUCGGGACCUUGGGGGCGGUGCUGCCGCGGAAGGCGCGGACGAGGCCGGUCUCAGCGGGUCGGGAGGCGGCGGCGGCGAGAAGCUGGAGAUGCCGAGAUGGGGUGGAGCCCCCACGAUGGCGCGGCCCGCCGGCGACGGCGGAGGAGCGACGUGGUGGAGGAGCGUGGAGAAAGUGCUGCCUCUUAUAAUAUUCAUGUGCAUGAUCUUAGAUGAGCUAAUGAGCAACGAGGAACUGUUUUUUGGCUUGACUCAGGGUCUUCGUAAGUUUCCAAAAGAAUCAGAUAAGGUUUUCUGUCAUUUCUGCUUCAAGCCCAAAAAGGUUAUGGAUGAGGUAUUGAAGCCUCCCAAUGGUCGAAAGAGCCAGAUGCUGAUUUCUGAUAUUAUUAUUCUAAAAACUGCUCUGGACGCCAUACCAUUCUUCUCCAAGGUUUUGAAGGGGGCAAAGAGUUUUCUUCUUCGCAACAUUUAUCAGACUGUAUGUGAGAAUCCUAAAUAUGAAAAAAUGAGAAAGAGAAUUGGAGAUAUCAUUGAUGAGGAUGUGGUUCAUUCAAGGGCUCCAUUUGUAGCCUGCACUCAGCAAUGUUUUGCUAUCAAGGCAGGAAUUGAUGGGCUGCUUGAUGUUGCUCGUCGAUCUUUCUGUGAUACCAGCGAAGCCAUACAUAACCUUGCCAGCAAGUACAGGGAAGAAUAUAAUAUGCCGAAUUUGAAGAUACCCUAUAAUAUUAGGCAAGGAUUUUACUUCAUUAUACCCCAGAAGGACAUUACUGGUAGGCUUCCCAAUAAAUUUAUCCAGGUUGUUAGACAUGGGAAGAAUGUCCACUGCUCAAGCUUGGAGCUUGCUUCACUAAAUGUUAGGAACAAAUCAGCUGCUGCAGAGUGCUUCCGCCGCACCGAACUUUGUUUGGAAGGUCUUAUUGACGAGAUUAGGGAAGACAUUGGUAUCCUUACAUUGCUAGCUGAAGUAUUGUGUCUAUUGGACAUGAUUGUAAAUUCUUUUGCGCAUACAAUAUCUACAAAACCUGUUGAUCGCUACACAAGGCCAGAGUUCACAGAUGAUGGCCCAAUGGCAAUCAAUGCUGGACGACAUCCUAUCCUGGAGACCUUGCAUACCGAUUUUGUUUCUAACGAUAUCUUUCUAUCUGAAGCAUCUAAUAUGGUUCUUGUCAUGGGGCCAAAUAUGAGCGGAAAAAGCACAUAUCUCCAACAAAUAUGCUUAAUUGUUAUUCUUGCCCAAAUUGGCUGUUAUGUCCCAGCUCAGUUUGCAUCAAUAAGAGUGGUUGAUCACAUAUUUACACGGAUUGGUAACGGAGACAAUGUUGAAAACAACUCAAGCACGUUUAUGACAGAAAUGAAAGAAACAGCUUUCAUCAUGCAGAAUGUUUCUUCAAAGAGUUUGAUUGUUGUGGAUGAGCUUGGAAGGGCAACAUCUUCCUCUGAUGGGUUGGCAGUCGCAUGGAGCUGCUGUGAACACCUUCCUUCUGUCAAAGCAUACACUAUUUUUGCCACACACAUGGAGGGCUUGUCAGAACUGGCAACUAUGUAUCCAAAUGUGAAGAUCCUCCAUUUCGAAGUCAACUUGGGAAAUGAUCGCUUGGAUUUCAAGUUCCGCCUGAAGGAUGGCAUCCGACGGGUACCACACUAUGGGCUUCUGCUUGCCAGAGUGGCUGGUCUCCCUGCUUCAGUGAUUGACACAGCGACGAGCAUCACUUCACAGAUCACGCAGCAGGAAAUGACAAGGAUGGAUGCCAACUGCGAGGAGUUCAGGUCUCUUCGGAUGGCAUACCAGGUUGCACAGCGGCUUGUAUGCCUGAAGUACUCCAACCAAGGUGACGACUACAUCCGUGAAGAGCUGCGGAAGCUCAAGGAGGGGCUAUGCUGCAGGCCGGCUAACAUGAGAAACAGGAUGUUCUCUGCAAGAAUUGGGUUGGUGUACGCCACUGGCAGGAUACAUCAGCCAACGCGUAUUUUCUUUUUGUCCACGCCAACUCCUAUUGAGCAAAGGCACACCAUUAUGUUUGUAACCCCACGUAACAAGUAGAGCAUGUGAAUUCCUAGAACAAAUCAAUUGUGUAUGAUCUCAGCCACAGACCGUUUACAUAUGUGAAACACCAAACGAACAAGAUUGUUUCUGUCGAUACAUAUUUGUAGGUUUACGCAAACAAUGUUGGCAUUGUCUUCUGUU
Panicum virgatum (switchgrass) is the source of this 2265-nucleotide messenger RNA. Its product is annotated as DNA mismatch repair protein MSH4-like. NCBI's taxonomy places the organism in Eukaryota, Viridiplantae, Streptophyta, Magnoliopsida, Poales, Poaceae. Gene Ontology annotation, molecular function: ATP-dependent DNA damage sensor activity; ATP binding; mismatched DNA binding. The record is from RefSeq and is a predicted model, not a curated record. The transcript is spliced from 19 exons. Gene Ontology annotation, cellular component: nucleus. Gene Ontology annotation, biological process: reciprocal meiotic recombination; mismatch repair. The coding region runs from base 1 to 2121 and encodes 706 amino acids.